AUGGAAGAGCAUUUAAAAUUGAUGGAAGAGAGUGACAGUGAUGAUGAGAAAGCUAAGAAGAAAAAGAAGAAAGUUAAAACACCAGUCAGCAGUGAUGAAGAAGAAGUUUCGGUGAUCAAAAGAAAGGUAAUAGAAGUUCCAGCUUUCAAAGUUGAAGCAGAAGCUGAUGCACAAAAGAUUCCAGAUUUAUCCAACCUUGAAGACAUGAAAGCUUUUGAAGAAGAAACAUCUAAAGAAAAGAAUUCUAAAAAGAAAAAGGAUACUGGAGUGAAGACUUCCAAAACAAAGAAGGAUACUGAAGUAAAGAUGUCUGGAACAAGCUCAGAAGAAGAGGAGAAAAGUUCAUUUUGGAAGCAGACCAAUAGAGAAUUCCUUGCGAAGAAGCAAGAUGAAAUGAAGAAUGAAGCUGUUCAGAAGAAAGAGACGAGAACCUGUUUUCAAUGUAACACAGCUGGGCAUAUUGCCAAGGAUUGUUCUAAGAUGGCGGAUGAUCGUAAUUUGAAUAACGAAGAUGUAGCACGACUAGAAGUAAUGAACAAGAAAUUUUUUGAAGAAGUGGGAAAGGCUAUACAAGCCAACCUUCCCAAACUAGCACAAGAGGUGGAAAGCCAUGUAUUAGAAAUGGUUGAGACUAUGAUGACGGGCAAGAUUGAUGAAUUGAAGGAACUAAUAGGAGAAUCUUAA
Helianthus annuus (common sunflower) is the source of this 684-nucleotide messenger RNA. RefSeq lists its product as uncharacterized. Bases 1 to 684 code for a protein of 227 amino acids. The record is from RefSeq and is a predicted model, not a curated record. Lineage: Eukaryota; Viridiplantae; Streptophyta; Magnoliopsida; Asterales; Asteraceae. Gene Ontology annotation, molecular function: zinc ion binding; nucleic acid binding. The transcript is spliced from 4 exons.